AUUUGUCAUCUAGUUUUGUUAAAAGAUGCCCACUACCGAUCCUCGUCCUUGUGAUCUGCUUUUAGUAUUUGCUCCAGAGCAACCAAGCACACAGUCACUUGAAAUGGACAACUUAAGCAUUCCUACUGUUGAUCUGUCACAUUUCUUUAGAGAUGGUGACGAAGAUGGCAAGAAUAAGGCCAUAGAAACAAUCUCCCAAGCUUGUUCUGAGUAUGGAUUCUUCCAAAUUGAGAACCAUGGAGUUCCCGUCGAUUUGAUGAACCAAGCUCUCAAGCUCUCCAAGGAAUUUUUUGAUUUUCCAGAUGAGGUGAAACGCCUGUCAAGUCCUGGCCCAGAUGCACCACUCCCUGCAGGUUAUAGUAGGCAGCCAGACCACUCACCAGACAAAAACGAGUACGUUUUGGUCUUUCCACCAGGGUCUAGCUUCAAUGUCUACCCCACAAACCCUCCUGGAUUCAGGGAGGUGGUGGAAGAGAUCUUCUCUUACUUGAUUAAGACAAGCUUCAUCAUAGAGAGCAUUUUAAAUGAGUGUCUGGGUCUCCCUCCAAACUUCCUUAAAGAAUUCAACCAUGAUAGGAGCUGGGAUUUCAUGGUAGCUUUGCGUUAUUUUCCGGCGACCGAAAAUGAGAACAACGGAAUAACAGAACAUGAAGAUGGAAACUGGUUCACUUUUGUGUUCCAGGAUGAAGCUGGAGGAUUAGAAGUUCGGAAGAACGGAAAAUGGAUUCCUGUAACUCCUGCAAAGCAUAAUAUAGUGGUCAACGUUGGUGAUGUUAUCCAGGUGCUGAGCAACAAGAAGUUCAAAAGUGCAACCCACAGGGUGGUGAGACCCGAAGGAAAAAGCAGAUACUCGUAUGCAUUCUUCUACAACUUGCAAGGAGACAAAUGGGUUGAGCCAUUGCCUCAGUUUGCAGGAGAGAUUGGAGAGGCACCCAAGUACAGAGGUUUCUUUUUCAAGGAGUAUCAGGAGCUGAGAUUGAGAAACAAGACCCAUCCUCCUUCUAGACCUGAGGAUGUCAUCCACAUUACCCAUUAUGCAAUCAAUAAUUAGCCAAACAAGAAAUGUUUUGGUCCCUCCAGAAGGGGCAAACUUUAUCAAAAAAGGGCUGGAGUUGUUAGUUUGAUGAGAAAAUGUUAGAGUGAGUUUUUACUUUUGAUGCAAAAGGCUGUUUUAAGUUUGAUA
Manihot esculenta (cassava) is the source of this 1183-nucleotide messenger RNA. Its product is annotated as flavonol synthase/flavanone 3-hydroxylase. Lineage: Eukaryota; Viridiplantae; Streptophyta; Magnoliopsida; Malpighiales; Euphorbiaceae. Gene Ontology annotation, molecular function: dioxygenase activity. The transcript has 3 exons. Bases 26 to 1051 code for a protein of 341 amino acids. The record is from RefSeq and is a predicted model, not a curated record.